UAUAAGUACUGUCAACAACACGAUCGGUUGCAUGGCGAUGGUUGACAUUGUUCACCUUCCAUAACGGUAUUUGAUCAUCUUGUCCUCUUUUGUUUUUUUGUGGAACUUCACCUAAGACUACCUUGGCACUGUGGCAUAAAUGCCUCAUAUAAAAGACUUGCAGCUGGCCGUGUUGUUAUUCUGUCUGAGCUUUUCUGUCUCCAUCUUUACCUUCUGACCCUAGUCGCUGUGCGUCUUGAAGCUUCAACUUUUGGGCUUGAUGCUCAAUUGCCUUGAUUUCAAUUUCUGACACUUCAAACAUUCAACCUUGACCAAUCACGAUGUUCUCGAGCUUAUUCCUGGCCUUUGCUGUAGUGUCGCUGGCGCAGGCCGUCCAGUUUAACGUCACUGUUGGUGGAGGACCAUUAAGAUAUGAUCCGCAAUUUAAUGCGAACCCUGGAGAUACCAUCAUCUUCACUUUCAAACAAUCCAACCAUACGGCUUCCCAAUCUACUUUAGCCCAGCCAUGUGUAAAGGCGUCCAAUGGAUUUGACUCUGGCUUCAUGCCAGUAUCAUCCACCAACACGAACGGCCCGUUCCCUGCAGCACAAUAUACGGUGCAGGACAUGAACCCAGUUUGGGUGUACUGCAAACAAGGCAAUCACUGCCAGCAGGGCAUGGUCUUCGCCAUCAACCCAGGCACUCAGUUUGCUGCGUUUCAAGCAGCGGCCAUGGGCAAUACCACAGUCUCUUCAUCCUCGUCUGCUUCGGUCACUGCAACUGCGACUGCUCCCACCGGGGUCAUCACUGCUACCGCGACUAUCACUGGAGGUGGUCAGACUGUGACUACAACCUACGGUUCGUUCCCUGGUAGUGCGGCACCAACGAGCGUAACAAGCACGGAUCAUAAAGUUGUUGUUGGCGGCUCGACCCUGACGUAUACGCCAUCGAAUAUUACUGCACAAAUCGGGGAUACGGUCACGUUCCAAUUCAUGCAAAAGAAUCACACGGCAACGCAGAGUACCUUUGCGGAUCCGUGCCGCUCGCUUACUCUCACGUCUACGAGUGGACAAGUUGGGUUUGAUUCUGGAUUCAUGGCCGUUGGAUCUAAUGCGACGACAUUCCCAACGUAUACGAUCCAAAUCAAUAAUACUGCACCAAUUUGGGUAUAUUGUAAACAGUCUGGACACUGUGGGCAAGGCAUGGUGUUCUCUGUGAACGCGGUUGAGUCCGGAGCCAACAACUUUGCUGCAUUCAAGGCGCAAGCAAUCCGACUCAACGGGACCUCUUCGACAUCUUCGACAUCCUCGACCACGAGUACAGGAGUACAAGCUACACAAACGAAGUCGGGUGGUGCGGUGAAGAUGAAUGAUCGUGGGACAAGGGUCUUGGUUGGCAUUGUGGGAGUGGUGUCAAUGGUUGGCAUGUUCCUGGCGUGAGGUUAUCAUUAUGAGAUGUACCUUAUCGCAAUUCUUUCAAUUUUGGUGUGUAAUGUAGCCCGCUGGUAUAUUGUACUAUUCGCUGUAGUCAAUGUGGAUUGAAUUGUGUGUUAACAGUCGCCGAUUAUGUAAUACACUUCAAGUUAUUGGGAGGUGAA
Suillus plorans is the source of this 1576-nucleotide messenger RNA. RefSeq lists its product as uncharacterized. The record is from RefSeq and is a predicted model, not a curated record. NCBI's taxonomy places the organism in Eukaryota, Fungi, Basidiomycota, Agaricomycetes, Boletales, Suillaceae. The coding region runs from base 321 to 1418 and encodes 365 amino acids. The transcript is spliced from 5 exons.